Camelina sativa (false flax) is the source of this 2013-nucleotide messenger RNA. RefSeq lists its product as uncharacterized. The record is from RefSeq and is a predicted model, not a curated record. NCBI's taxonomy places the organism in Eukaryota, Viridiplantae, Streptophyta, Magnoliopsida, Brassicales, Brassicaceae.
UUAGUUAAAACGGCAGGAACUGUGAGAGAAAAAUUGCAAAACGGAGCGCUUUUCAUUCAGAGUGUCGUUCACAGAAUAACAAACAAUCGUAAGAAAACGGAACGGAGUUUAAACUUAUUAAAGUCGUCGUCCACCACCGCAUCGGGAGUUCUCUCGGAACCUUACCGGUCGUGGUCGGAAUAAAGUGGAAAUUAGGGUUUAAAAGAUUCGUCUCUUCUCAUCCGUAUUUGCAGUGAUGUCGAAGCGUGCUGACAAAGGGAGAUCGUGGCAUGGAUCUCGAAUCAAUCAAUUCGGAGUUGUAUUCUUCGUUUUUGGGAUCUCACUGGUCGCGGUUCUGUUGUUUUGUUUCAGUGGCAAGAAGAAUCAGAGCUCGGAGCUGGAACUGGAACAACCGAGACAUAUUUCGAACAAUUUCAAUCCCGAUUUGGAAUCUCAUCCAACCGUAGAGAUUCAGAACGGGACUCAACUGAUAUGGAAGAUACCAAAUUCGGCAAAGGCAGUUCUGUUUAUCGCUCAUGGUUGCCAUAGGAAAGCUUCUGACUUUUGGGACAAAUCUUCAGAUUGCCCUGAAUGUACUGGUCUACCAGAAGAGAGGUUUCUUGUCCGGUUUGCUUUAGCUAAGAAGUUCGCUGUUUUGACUGUAUCUAGUGCUGGGAAAUGCUGGACCUUGGGGAAGGAAAAAACCAUUGUUGAAAACAUCAUUAAAUCGUGGGUGGAUAAGCACAAGCUUCAAAGGCUUCCUCUUGUCGCGUUAGGGGCUUCAUCUGGUGGCUACUUUGUCUCUGCUCUUGCUACACAUUUGCGGUUUAGUAGCAUCGUGCUUAUGAUUGCGGAAGGAGUCUUUGAUCAGAUUAGUAUAAGUAAACACUAUCCGCCGACUCUUUUUGUGCACAUGCCUAAAGAUGUCUACAGACAACAAAAGAUUAGGGAAUUUUUAGAAGGUCUCAGAAUGGAAGGCGUUGAUGCUGCAGAGAUUGAAUGCUUGGAUUUGCCGCUUUCUCCUGAUUUCUUGGCAGGUAGGAUUCCAGGUCUUGGUUCAGAUGUCUCGGCCAAACUGUUUAAGCUAUUUCAAGACAAGGGAUUUGUUGAUGAGAAGGGAUACAUGAAACGUGAUGGACGGAGAACACCGUGGAAACAAGCUCUCAGUGGCUACGGAAUAUCACUGGAACAAAGUUUGAUUACUCCUGUUGAGGAAGAACUGAAUCUUGCAUAUGCAUACCAUGAGAUGACGAGCUCGCAGUCUGACCAAAUCUUUAACUGGUUUGAAUCGCAUAUGAGCUGAUUGGCUGUCAGAUUUUCAUAUAUCAAGUUCAUUCUUUGAAAGCUGUAGGCAGCAAUAAUAUAUCUGCUUCCAAAGGAAAAUGCUUAAAAGGUGGAUUAUGAUUCGAUUCUGGUAAGAUCAUGGUCACUUUAGUGGCUGUGGUUAGGGUUAAGAAGACUGUUUUGGUUAGCGUAACUAAACUAAACUCUCCGCUUAAAUUCAGCAGGGUUGCGUAAAGCCAGCUGCUUUUAUUGAUUCUCGUUUGUAAGUUAACUAAGAUCAGUAAGUCUGUUGUGGUUGUUGAAUCUGUAAAAACUCCAAAUAUGAGAAUGUUGGAUGCUGUUGCUUGUAAGCUGCUGUCCAUACUGACUUAUAAAGUGCCUACUCAUAUCUCAUAUAUCUAAAAACUCACUUUCAGGCCUUUCCAAGUUUGAUCACCGACUUUACAAAAGACUCGUGGACCUCAGGAGUCCAUUUCAUUCUCAGCUUGUGAUUGGCUGCUGAUCCCGGAGAAGGGUGAGAUGAAACAACGUCAAUAUGCACUGCUCCAGCAACACAGCUUUGGCUUGGACUCAACCUGGUGACUGGAUUUGACGAAGCCAAUAGCAUUUCACAUAUCUUUUGUAUCAACCAGAAACCAAGUGUUAAAAGGAGCAAUAGACUUUUCACACUCUAUAUCAACACUUCAACAGAAUGUAGAAGCCAGUAUUUAUCAACACUUAACACUAGUUUUACGAGUCUGCUGCUUUCAA